Molecule: messenger RNA, 1967 nt
Organism: Xyrichtys novacula (pearly razorfish)
Lineage: Eukaryota; Metazoa; Chordata; Actinopteri; Labriformes; Labridae
Source: the annotation of a GenBank genome assembly
AUGGAGGAUUUCUUUGGAAACUAUACCGAACAAAAUAUCAGCCAAUAUGACCACAUGACUUAUGACCCUUACGGAGACAGUUACUACAUGCUGAAUUGGUAUUUCUACGACAACUAUACCACUUUCUUUUGGCAUCCUUCAGGAUUUACCAUAAACAGUUCACUCAUCUCAAGAGUGGCGACAUACAUCUUCGUUGCCAUUGGCAUGCCGUUGAUCCUUUUGGCCAUCUACUCUGUGUAUUUCAUGGUAAGGAAAUGUAACUCAAAAGUAAUCAUGUUGUCCUCAUGAUUGUCUGUAUCUAUUAAAACACUUUGGUUGCAGAUGUGCUCUCCAGUUUUCAUCUCUUUGCAGCUGUGAUCUAUUGGUUACAGCGUAAAUCUGAUAAUCAGGACAGAGGGUUCUGGCAAAGUUCAGUAAUCUGGAUAUUUACCUCUGUAGAAGUCUGGUCGACUCAAUUCAGCUAAUGUUUUUUUUUAAUUUUUUGUUUUGUUUUGUUUUUGAGAGGUAGAGAGAUCAAGAAAAAAAAAAAACUAAUUACUUGAGGAAAAGUGCCGGUGUAAAAUAGCAGCAUACCUGAUACUGACUCCUUCACGGCAGUUUUAUAGUUUAAAAAUUAUUACAGUGAAAUGAUUAGCUUUGUAUCUGAUGAUCUAAUUUGUUUCUGUAAAUCACAAAGAUACAUCUGAACCAAUUUCUGUUCUCAGUCUGUGAAAACUCCCCAUUAUACCUUUAAUCUGAACUUUUUAUAAACUUUUUGUUCACUGACACCCACUCUAACUUUUUGAGCCAGUAAACUCUAUACCAGCAUCAGAUCAGCUGACUGACAAGUGAAACAUAUCUUGUUUUCCCUUGUUACAGUUAAAUGGAGCAGUUGGACAAAUGAACACCACAUAUUUAAUAGACGGUGGAGUACAGAAUAUUUCUAAAGCCGCUGAUUGAAUCUGAAAACUGUUUUCCUGCAGGUGCGAAGUGAUCCUGUUGCUGCGAUCUACGUCAUCAACCUCCUAAUUUCUGACCUUAUUCAACUCUGCUGCAUGUUCAUCGUGGAGUUACCGUCAGUGUAUUGGGACUUGUCCAGUGAACUUUAUGAAGUUGCUGUGCUGGCCAGUGUUGGCUUCAUGGUGUCGCUCUCCAUAGAAAGGUAAUAACUAAUCAGUUUGUGUGUUGUUACAUACCUCUGUGUUUCUGGUUAUACAAUUGAGAAGAGACAAUGGGUCUCAUUCAUGAAGCACAGGAAGGAUGUACCUGUGUGUAAACUGUUGGCAGACAGGAAUUUACAAAGGAUUGGUCUGACUGGUUUGAAGUUCAUGCUGCUUUAAAAAGGGGGAAUUAUGCAUUUCUUCAGACUCUGUGCUAUCUCAUUAAUAGCUUGUCAUGAUUUUCAGAUCAAAAAAAGCCUCCUGUUUCUCACUCUGGUGUAUUUUAAUACCAUUAUAUCAGCCUCUGUCUGAAAUGCUUCAUUUUAGCCACUGUCUCUUUUUGUAAUCUUUGUUAUUUUACUUGUGUUCAAUUAUUUACAGGUACAUGGUCAUCGUCCAUCCCCUGUGGUACCGCAUCAGAAGAAGCGUCAAGUUCUCUCUUGAGGUCAGCGCUGUGGUCUGGACCGUUUCUAUUGUGUAUAGCUUAACUUUAAAAACCACCAUUGUUUCCUACAUCCUGGCCUUCCCAGUACUUAUCUUCUGCCUGGUCCAGACUGCCAGGGCCCUCUUUCGUUCCUUGUCAGUCCCUCUUGAUGAAAAACUAAGAAUUAUUGGAAUUUUAGCCACAGUGUCGCUUUUUUUUAUUCUACUGUUCUUUCCUAUAGUACUUUAUAACUUGGGUUUGGACAGCUCCACAGUUUUCUAUGUGUCUCGCACCCUUUUAAGGUUAAGUCCACUUUCAGACUUGGUUCUGUAUGUUUUCAUAAGGAAAGGGUCCGUAUCAAAGCUUUUGAAUGCUGUGAGGUGUUGCAAGAUGAAGAGCAAUGA